UUUUAAAUAUACAAUAGCCACUUUUUUAAAUUUUCGGAUUGGUGAUUAUUCGUUGUUAGAAGAAAGGUCGAAAGAUGGUAGGAGUAUCGAAUAGAAAAAUUUAAUUUAAAUUAUAGUUUGAAUAACUUAUUUCUAUUCUGAAGAGACAAUAGAAAAGUUGUUCUAACAAAUGAAAAUUAUUUCUAACUAUAAAAUAUGAAAUAAUUGUUCGUCCACAUAGAUGUAAAGUAAAGAAAUUAAUCUAACGUCGAAAUUAUAAAUAAUACAUGGUGUUUCUCAAGUCGUCUGAUAAAAUGUACAAUCAACAACAUUUAUCUUUACAUUCGAUUGAUACUUAUUUUGAACCUUUUUUAAAUAGUGUUUUAAGUAAAGAUAGAUUAGGAGUAGGAUGGGGUGUAAUAAAACUAGAUUCUAUAUUUUCUAGUUGUGGAAAAACAAAAGGAGAUAGUUUUAAAUUAUCAAUUCCUUAUGCUGGUCAGAAUCUUGUUUGGAAUGUGUUAUUCGAUAGUCAAUAUCCUGAAUUAGGUCCUGAUUUUAUAUUUAGUGAUGAGACAUUUUUAAUGGAUCCAGAUAUUGAGAAUUUAUCAAGAUAUGUACCUAGUCUUGCUAAGUGGGAUUAUAAAAAUAAUAACGCAUUAUUAAAAGUUAUUGUUGAACUUUUAUCCUACUAUAAAGAACAUCAAGUACAGUUAUUGAAAAAGCAAGGACAACGUUUGAACUUAGAAUAUAGUAUGUUAAUAGAAACAGUACCUCAAGAAGACAUUGAAGUAAUUUUGUUACCAAUGGGAACAAAACCAAUAGAAGCUUAUUUUUCCAUACGUUUGGAUAUAGAUUUUUCUCAGUUACCUACUCGAAUCAAUCAAUCACAGAAUGAUGCUGCUAUGCUCUUAGUCACAUUUUGUGGACCAGAUUGGAAUUGUGUUGUUCCAAAUCUUUAUUUAUCACAAAGUUUAGAAGAGACAUUUUCUGGUGCAGCAUCAUUACAUAUACCUCCUUUUUUACCCAAUAGUUAUUUAACAGCUUAUAUACCAAAAGUAAAAGAACUUAUUAUGGAUAAGAUAAAUACAAUAGUUCAGUGUUAUGAAAGUAGAAAAAAAUUUGUGUCAGCUUUACUCUUAUUACAAAGAGAUUCUAUUAUUGAGUAUGAUGCUGUUGAAUUUCACGAUAUCACUCUGCUUUUAGAACAUAGAGAUUUUUACUUUUUGGUGCAUUUUCAUCUUACAUCAAUGUUUCCAAUGGAAAAACCAUCAAUAAAAUUGCAAUCUGUUUAUCAUAUGACAGCACAAGGUAAUUUAUACAGUGAAGAGUUAAACAAUAACUAUAAUUGUUCAAUAAUUACAAAUAUUCAACGUUGGAAUCCACGACAAAUGAUUAGUAAAAUACUAAUGUAUAUUAUAGAAAAGGAAGUUCCUAAGUUUCAAGAAAAGUCUACUAAAAAUAACCGGUUUUAAUCAAUUGUUUGAUAAAAUAUACUUAUGUAUUAAUAUUUUAUGAUUUGUUAUCCAGAAAAAAGUUGGUAUUUAUCUAUGAAAGAAAUUAUAUUAUUUACUUUGUUUUAAUAAAAUAUAGUAAUCUUACUUUUA
Messenger RNA from Vespula vulgaris, 1583 nucleotides. Its product is annotated as BRISC and BRCA1-A complex member 2-like. The transcript is spliced from 5 exons. Gene Ontology annotation, cellular component: BRISC complex; BRCA1-A complex. Gene Ontology annotation, biological process: double-strand break repair. The record is from RefSeq and is a predicted model, not a curated record. Bases 267 to 1451 code for a protein of 394 amino acids. NCBI's taxonomy places the organism in Eukaryota, Metazoa, Arthropoda, Insecta, Hymenoptera, Vespidae.